This is a messenger RNA of Closterium sp. NIES-67, 2543 nucleotides long. The record is from the annotation of a GenBank genome assembly. NCBI's taxonomy places the organism in Eukaryota, Viridiplantae, Streptophyta, Zygnematophyceae, Desmidiales, Closteriaceae.
ACGGGCAGGCAGCGCCGCAGCGUCCGCCAUAGCAGGCCUCUGCUCCGCUGUACAUGUGACUGUCGUCUCGUCGUCAGCCAGCCUCUUUGCCUCAGCUCAGCUCAUCCCUGGCCGACAAGCCGAAGGCACAUGCUGCUAAGCUGGUCAUUUAUCUACAGCGGAAGCAGUGCUACUAAUAGAGGUCCAUAUAUUUCCUUCAUUCCAGCUUCAGCUUGGAGAUUCAACACUAGAGAAUAGUUUAAAUUCCUCCGACUGAUAUACUUCUUUGGGAUUCUCACGUCGCUGAGGCUACGUGUAUUUGGAGUUUUAGGGUCCGACAAUAAACCUUAGCUUAGCAUGUUGGGCGGCUUUCGAAUUCCUCUAGGGCUUAUCCCAGCGUCGGUGUCUUUAGCCGCGAUAGCUCUAACAGCUGCAGCUUUCAGCGACAAAUACCAAACGCUACUUAAGUGGCUUCCGUGGCCUCUAUCCGCGGUGCUAGCGACUUUUAGGGAAGGGAAGAAAAGAUUAGGGAUGACCGACGCGCGACGACGGCCCGUGCGAGUGUACAUGGACGGGUGCUUCGACAUGAUGCACUACGGCCACGCGAACGCGCUGCGACAGGCGAAGGCGCUCGGCGACGAGUUGGUGGUCGGGGUGGUGUCGGACGAAGAGAUCCUCUUGAACAAGGGCCCGCCCGUCGUGUCGCUUGAAGACAGGGUGCGCAUGGUGCGCGAGGUGAAGUGGGUGGACGAGGUGGUAGUCGGCACGCCGUACUGCAUCACCCCCGACUUCCUGCACCGCCUCUUCACGCGCCACGGCGUCGACUUCAUCAUCCACGGCGACGACCCCUGCCUGCUGCCCGACGGCUCCGACGCGUACGCGGAGGCGAAGCAGGCGGGGCGGUACCUGGAGGUGAAGCGCACGGAGGGGAUCUCCAGCACGGAUAUCGUGGGGCGGAUGUUGUUGUGCGUGGGGAGCAGGGCGGCGGCGACAGAGGCGCAGCAGCAGCAGUCGCUGGAGCGGGAGUUUGUUCACACGGGGUCGCCCGCAGAGAGGUGUCACCGCAGUGGGUCGCCCGCAGAGAGGUGUCACCGCAGUAGAUCGCCCCCAGAGAGGUGUCACCGCAGUGGGUCGCCCGCAGAGAGAUGUCACCGCAGUGGAUCGCCCGUAGAGAGAUGUAACCCUUCUGGGUCGCCCGCAGAGAGAUGUAACCGUUCUGGGUCGCCCUCGCUCCCUUCUCGCCCCGCCUCCCCGCUCCCACCGCCGGCUAUAUCCUCCUCCUCCGCCCCUCCUGUGCCAUACUCACCCCUGCGACCCUCUCUCCUUCCGCCCUCCUCCUCCUCCCCAGCCCUUGCGUGCUCGCCUCCCCCUCCGUCCUCUGCUCCCCGCUCCUUGCCUCUUGAUACUGAACCCGGCUCACCACCUUCAAGCGCCCCUGCCGAUCCCCCCCUCCCCAUCAGCUCUCCCCCCUCCUCCCCGACCCACCCCUCCAACUCAUCUUUGCCCCUACUCUCGCACUCCCCUCCGCCACUAACACCGGCGCUACCCCCCUCCCCUUCCGCCUCAUCCCUCCCCUCCUCCGCCUCCUCCAAUUCCCUCUGGGCCCUCUCCUCCCCCUCCUCCUCCUCCGCCUCUUCCCCGCUCCUUCCCCCCUCCCUCGCGCCCCUGGCCUCUGCGCGCGUCUCGCGCUUCCUCCCCGCCACUUCCACCGUCCUCGAGCUAAGCAGCCAGCAGGCGCACAGCAUAGACCCAUCAGCGCGAGUGGUAUACAUCGAUGGGGCGUUCGACGUCUUCCACAGCGGCCAUGUGCAGACACUCCGAGCAGCGAAGGGACUGGGCACGUUUCUGCUGGUGGGCGUGCACAGUGACGCCACCGUCAGAGCCAACCGCGGGCAGCACCACCCCAUCAUGGGCAUGCAUGAGCGCUGCCUCUCGCUGCUGGCGUGCCGCAGCGUGGAUGAGGUCGUGCUGGACGCCCCGUGGGUGGUGUCCAACGAGCUGAUAUCAGCGUAUAACAUCUCCCUCGUUGUGCACGGGACUGUGGCCGAGUCAAACCCUCUCUGUCAGGACGAGCAGCAGCGGUAUGCGGCACCCAGGGCACGGCACAUGGUGAGGGAGGUGCAGAGCGCAGCAGAGACCACCACAACCACCAUCGUGACCAGAAUCGUUGACAACCACCAUGCGUACAUGCGACGCAACGCCAAGAAGGCAGUGAGCGACCGAGAGUACUUGGAGGGAAAGAGAGCAGCAGCACAGGCUGCCUCAUAACAACGGCAGGCAGUGCGACAUGGCACCACCUGUAUUGGUACAGCUCUAUGGCAGUGUAGCCUUAGGCAGAGCUAGAGCCCUAGGCGCCAGACUUCCACUGUAACAGACCCAGCCAGCAACAUGGCAUCUUUGGAGCUGUCUGUUGGUAUGGUAUUGCUGCCUUUCAAUAACGUUCAGGUACACCAAAUGUUAGGAGAGGCAGAACUACCACUGGUGUGUGGUCAGCACUUGCUGUGUCUUAUGUCCAUCCCUCCCUCCCAGGGAAGAGUUGAGAGGUCCUCCAUGGGUAUUGUUGC